ACAUUCAAAAACGAGGUGUAUAGAAUAUUAAUGGCUGAUUUCGUUCUUCCUGUUGGCGCUUAAAGUGUGUUCACUCUGAGCCGGCGUAUUGAGAAGUGAGUUUUUCUUUGGCGGUUUGAUUUGUAUACAUAUUAUCGUAGAUAGCUGUUGUUUUGAACGACGACAUAAGGUUUUUUUGAAAAAAAAAUGGUUAAAUCACUACCAAAGGAAGAUAAAAAUUUAACUUCCAAACAAUUACUGAAUGUACCAAAGGAUGGAUUUAUACAGAAAAAUAAAAAUAAAAAAUUUAAAGUAAUACCAACUGGGAAAGUUCCAUUAAUUAAUGGAUCAAAGAAGUCAAAUAGUAACAAUAUGAAAAAUAAUACACCUCAGGAAUCUCCAGAAAAGAAUAAAGAACUGAAAAAAAAAGAUGUUGAAAAGCUGCAAGAAUCUUUAAAGAAACAAAGAAAAAAUAAACCUUUUGAGGGAUUCAAAGAGGAUGAGUCUAUUAAUGAAGGAAUUGUAUUGCAAGAUAGCAUAAUGGAAAAUAGUGAUGAGAGUGAAUCAUCUGAUGGUAAUAAAAGUGAAGAGGAAAAAGUCUUACCAGAUAUUCUUGGUGCCAGUCUAGCAGAUGACAGUGAUGAAGAUGAUGAAGAUUAUGAGGAAGACAAAAAAGUACAAGUAAAUAAAGGUGUAAAAAUGUUUCAUGGAGUAAAAUCAAAUGACAAGGAUGAUUCUAUGACUGAUGAUGAUUAUGAUGAAAAUGAGGAUAAGUACAACGAUGACGAUGAUGAUGAAAAGGAUGAUGACGAUACAGAAUCUGAGAUUGGAGGAAAGACUGAUGAAUCUUCUUCGGCUUCUCUAAAAGUACUUCUGGGAGAUAGUCUUUCUGAGGAUGAUGAUGAUGAUGAAGACUUUAAUGACUUUGAUGAGAAUAAUGAAACUGAUGAUACAACUGACGAAGAAGAUGAAAAAUUAAAGAAUGAAGGAUCAAAUCUUCUAAAAACACUAGUGGGUGACACUAUUAUUGAGGAUGAUAAUGAUGAUGACGAUUUUGUUGAACCAGCUGAGAAUGAUGAAGAUGAUGAUAUAAGUGAUGAAGAAGAUGAAGAAGAAGGAGAAGUAGAAGGAAACGGAUCAUUAAAUUCUCAUCAAGAUAAAGAUUCCUCUUUAGAAGACUUUAAAGAAGAUGAACGAACAAUCUUUGUUGGUAAUCUCCCAAAAGAUGUAACAAAGAAACAGUUACAGAAAUUAUUUAAGCAAUUUGGGAAGAUUGAUGCUAUUCGUUUUAGGGGUAAAAUAUCAAAAUCCCUCAAUGUAUCUAAACGAGUUGCAGCUAUCACAAAUGAUUUACACCCUAAAGUGAAAUCAAUUUAUGCAUAUGUUAGAUUUGAGUCUGAAGAAUCUACUAAGAAAGCUUUGUCCAUAAAUGGAAGGAAAUUUGGAGAAAAUUAUAUAAGAGUAGACAUGUCUAUGAAAUCAAAUAACAAAUAUGAAACAAAAAAAAGUAUAUUCAUAGGAAAUUUACAUUUUAAUGUUGAUGAUGACUCAGUUAGGAAACAUUUUAAGCGAUGUGGUAAAAUAGAAUCUGUGAGAAUAAUUAGAGAUAAUCAGACUGGAGUGGGCAAAGGAUUUGGAUAUGUUAACUUUAAAAGUGAAGAUGCUGUGGCAUUAGCAUUAGAACUAGAUGGCACCACAAUUUUAAAUAGAGAAAUUAGAGUAAAACCAAAUAUUGGCCAAGAUAAAAAAACAAAAGGAAAGAAUGGAAAGAGAUAUCCUGCAGAAAAUAACCAUAAUUUUUCACAUAAAAAGUUCAAAAAUACUGAAGGAGCACCAGUAGCAAUUCGUAAUAAAGAAAACGCUGCAAAAAGAAUAACAAAAAAACAAAAGUUUGAAAGAAAAGAAACUAGCCCACAAAAACAAGGAAAUAACUUUCAAGGUCAAAAAUCUGAUGUAAACAAAAAGAAAAGUAAAAGCAAGUUUGACAAAAAAAAGAAACUUUUGGCUGAAAAACUUAUGGCUAAACCUAAAAAGUCAUCAAAUUAAAUAGUGGCAUAAAAAGUAUACUGCUAGCUUAAACAUUUUCAUAACAAUUCAAUUUUAAUUCAUAUAUCUUAUAUACUAGCGACAAUGACAAAUUGCAAUCUGUCAUAUCAUUGUGAAGUAAGAAACAACAUAUAAUCAAAAAGGUUUAGCAUUUUUAAGACUGUUGUCAAUAUGUGUUUCUCAAAUGUAAAAGAGUAGAAACAAGUAUUUAAUGUUUAAUAAAAUAUUAUU
Messenger RNA from Bombus pascuorum, 2256 nucleotides. RefSeq names its product RNA-binding protein 34-like. Lineage: Eukaryota; Metazoa; Arthropoda; Insecta; Hymenoptera; Apidae. The record is from RefSeq and is a predicted model, not a curated record. The transcript is spliced from 4 exons. Bases 187 to 2025 code for a protein of 612 amino acids. Gene Ontology annotation, molecular function: RNA binding.